GCUUUGUAACAAUUUAGGAUGUUGAAAAUCGAUUCCUGGUAUGAUGACUCCUAUCAUCCAUUUUCGAAAAACGGGAGACAUUUUCCUAUGCUCUGCUGUUUGGCAAAUUAAUUCGUGUGCGAUUUAGUGUUGAAACAUCUUGAGGACAAAUAACGUAUAUCCGAAAAAUACAAGAAAGCUGUUCUGUGUGUGUAGUUGCACAUAUUGGAGUGAUAAUUUUAAUAUUAGUUUUCGAGCAGAAAGUGGGCACCUAAAUUGGUUCCUUUCUGAUCGCAGCUGACAAAGGAUUGAAUCGGAGACUAAAAUCUAAAUAGUUCGCAGUGCGGCAGACAAAAUGGAUAAGCAGAGCGGUAGUGGUCACUGGAUGAAACGUCCCGAAACGAGCUUCGUACCAUUGCGGACACCUAAAGGCCUAUCUGUGGAUGCUCCCGUGUUCAUCCCAAAACAGCAGCAACCUCAGCCGACACAAUACAAUCCACCACACCACAACCCCCAGCACCGUUACAGAAGUGAUAACGGUAGUGGAGGAGGAGGAGGAGGAGGAGGAGGAGGAGGAGGUGGUGGUGGAACUUAUAAUAAUAUGAUACCGAACACUUCGCAUUAUCAGCAGCAACACGAUGUAGGCAAUGGGGCGUUGCUGAAUGGAACGGACUCUAUUGGUAAAUCGAAUCUCUCGGAUCGAAUGAAAAAUCUGCAGCUUAACAAUGCGGCGGUGCCUCAACAGCAAUCGCACGUGGGGCACAAUAGUUAUGGUGAUAACAAAGACAUACGCAAUUCCACACACUACAACCACCACCAGCAUCAUCCAAACCAGCAUUAUCCUCAACAUUCGCAGCAGCAACGUCUUCAGCAGCAACACCAUCAGCAACACCACCAGCAACAUCAUCAGCAACCGCAACAACAACAGAUGUCAAUGCAUCAGAACGCAGGUGGUCACUAUCCGUUUACGGUUGCUGGCAUGGGAUACUCUUCGACAGCGCUCAAUAAUCACCUGCACCAUCCGAUACUAGGGGGAAUGGCCACAGUGACCGGUGCUGGCGGGCCUGGCAUGAUACCGCACGAUAAUCGUGGCAAAAAUAGUUCCUCUGCGAUAAGGUCCAGACUACAAAAUGCCCAAAAUUCUCAAGCACACCACCAGCAGCAGCAUCACCAUCAACAACAACAUCAUCAUCAACAGCAACAACAUCAUCAUCAGCAGCAGUUGUUAUCACAGCAUAUGCGAGCUGGUCACAACGAUUACGGGGUGGAAGGUGAUUCUGAGCAGAUUUCGGAAAACGAGACACUAGCUCUAGAAUACCUCACGGAAGUGAUUGCUGAGCUGUAUGACAAUCCAGGCAUGUUCGAAAAUAUUCAACGCAAAUUGAAGGGCACUUUUGCCGAGUUCCGAAAUAAUCACUUUGUUCUGAGCAAUGCCGUGGAGCUGAUAUUCGAGCAGUCAAUAAAGGAACAAAACUUCCGCUACAUGGGUGCCCGUCUUUGUCACCUUUUGGACAGUCUCGAUGGAAGACCCGAAAGCGUACUGCGCCAAUUGCUGAGCAUGAAGAUGACUCACCAACAGACGGAACUGCAGGCUUUUAUGCAGAACGAGCAGAUCAAGGUGCGUGGAACUACUCUUUUUCUGGCUGAACUGUAUAUGCAAUUGAGGAAACCGCAAGACAAUAACAGUCAAAUUGCUAGCAGAAUAACAGGUGCCGCGAGAAUUCUACUUAGUAAGGAAGGUCCCGAAAACAUCAAGUGUGUUUGUCAAUGUUUAAAGUUAUGUGGAUUUGAACUAGAGAGAGACUGUCACAAUGAACUGAUGGAUAUCCUAAAUAUUUUGGGAAAUUCAGAAGGCUCAGUAGAUUGCUCAACUGGGCGUUUCAUACGAUCGGUUCUAGAAUUGCAGCAAAAAUCUUGGGGACGUAAUGAAGAAGUUGUACCCGUGGCUCUGCCGGCCAUGUCCGAAGCAAACGGUGAAGAAUUCACAGACAGUCCCGUGUUUUAUGGUCCAGAUGGGCAGGUUAUGACUGAAGAGGAGAAUGAUUUCCUCGAAACGGCAGCACCAGUUGUAUUUGAGGAUUACGAUGAUGACGGUGAUCCUGAUGAUCUGGUAGACGAUGACAACAUGGACAUUGAGAUCAAGAUGGCAUUUAAGGACUUUGUAGCGAGUUCGAAAAACCGGCAGCCGUACUAGUUGUUAGUGAUCGCGACUGUUAGCGUUCCGUUUUCCGCCGUCUCCCUUGGGCGGGAAGUUGAUCCCCAUUCCAGGCAUUUCAAACCAGUGUUUACAAGCGAAAACGACAGUAGCAAAAAAUCUUUAUUCAGAUCGAUAGUAUCGAACAUCCUAUUUUAAGAUAUCUAGGUUUAAGCCCAAAGUAAUACAAAAGAAAGGAAACUAUGAUGCGAAAAGUAAAGCUAACGCAAGUCGAAACCGCUCGCUAUAUACACAGAAAUUCAGUGUCGUCAUCAACGAAUGAAUUAAACUAUAAGCAAAAUGCACAAUUUGAUGAUUAACCAAUUCGACAAAACAGCAUGUGAAACUAGGUAGGAACUCUACUUAAAUAGAGAACAAGGAUUGAAUCAGGAGCAAGCCACUUCCAUCAUAAUUUGUCUUAGAUUUCUUUAUCAGUUAAUACUUAUUAUAGAACUAAAUCAUUGUGGGUUUGUCAUCGAAUGAGCGAAUUGUGAAAUAUAAAUUAUACAAUAAACCAUUGAAUCAUAAAGCUAAUGCUAUUUGUUUUGUCAUCUGAAUUAUAACGGGUUGGACCAGGCCCGUGCGCAGGAAUCAUCCAUGGGGGGGGUUUCAAGUGGGUGUCCAAAAGGCGAAAAGGCGCCUCAUCCACUAUAUUGACAAUGUAAAACGAAGUCUGACAGGCUCGUGCGUAGAAAUCAUUAAAGGGGGGGGGGGGGUGUCAUCCACAAUAUUGAAACUGUAAAAAAAUUCUGAAAACGUAGUAUGAAUUGUCAAGUUAUUUGCACUUUAAUAUAAUAAGUACUCCAUUGUUCAUGAAACUUAAUUUAAAAAAAAAAUCUUCAUGGGGGGGGUUAAAACCCCCAAACCCCCCCCCCCCCUGCGCACGGGCCUGGGUUGAACAUUUGUCAUGCCGAUGUUUUCUUAAACAUCGUUUUUAGCAAUACCAUCUUCAAACUAAGCUUGAAAGUUAGGACAGAUAGGGUACACAUUGCGGAAUUAUGACAAAUUUGUUCACAAACGUGCGUCUGAAAACAACAAAAAAUCACUCUAGAAAGAAAACAAACAGUUGCAAUGUUCACAAUGACAAAAACAGUGAUAAAAGCAUAAGAGAAAAAGUAAUAAAUUAUGUUUAUCAACAAGAA
This is a messenger RNA of Malaya genurostris, 3315 nucleotides long. RefSeq names its product polyadenylate-binding protein-interacting protein 1-like. Bases 335 to 2173 code for a protein of 612 amino acids. Gene Ontology annotation, molecular function: RNA binding; protein binding; translation activator activity. The transcript is spliced from 10 exons. The record is from RefSeq and is a predicted model, not a curated record. NCBI's taxonomy places the organism in Eukaryota, Metazoa, Arthropoda, Insecta, Diptera, Culicidae. Gene Ontology annotation, biological process: regulation of translational initiation.